AGCCUGUCGAACUUCUUCUGCAUAGCUUGUGCAGCUGUUGUCAUCCUAGGCAGAACCUGCAGUUUCUUGCAGUUCACUUACUCCAACUUCAACGGAAGCAACAGGGGUGAUUUCGGCUUCAGCCCUGGCUCAGCAAUCUCCAACAACUCCCUGCAGAUCACGCCGAACGCCGGCAACAUGACCCACCGGUCGGGGAGAGUGGUGUACGCCAAGGAGACCCUCAAGUUGUGGAACAGCAAGCGCACCACGCUCGCCUCCUUCAGGACAGAUUUCAUGCUCAGCAUCCUCCCGCAGAACGGGACUGGAGAAGGUAUGGCCUUUCUGCUCACCAAUAAUCCAACGUUGCCCAGCAACAGCAGCGGCCAGUGGCUGGGCGCGUGCAACAACCAGACAGAUGGCGCGAAGACGAACCGAGUAGUAGCCGUGGAAUUCGACAUGAGGAAGAGCAACGAAGAUGACCUUGAUGGCAACCAUGUCGACAUCGACAUCAACAGCAUCAAAUCUUUUCGGCAAUACCCGCUUAAUAAUCUCUCCAUCUUCCUCUCAACUGGGUCAGAUGUAUGGGUCAGUAUCAGGUAUCACGGCACGUUACAGUUGCUUCAAAUAUUUCUGGUCCAGUAUAGCAUCCGUGGGCGGCAUCUUUUCCAGGGAGAUACGUACAUUGAUCUGUCACAAGUUCUGCAGGACGACGUAUAUCUGGGGUUCGCAUGUUCCAUGGGCGACACCACACAACUGAACCAGAUAAAGUCCUGGAACUUCACCACAGUAGACAUCGAUGUCAAAGUUAGAAGAGGGCAUUGCAGAAAGGUGCUUUUGGCUCUCGUUACAUUGCUUGUGUUUUCUAUAUGUUUGUUUGCUGGGCUGUUCAUGUGGAGAAGGCUGACGCGGCGGAGAAGGCUCGCAUACCGCAACCUGGAGAAGAUGAUUGACGCACAUGGUCCGGUCAAAUUUAAGCUAAGGGAGCUCAGGCGUGCGACUACCAACUUCAGUCCUACCCGCAAGCUCGGCAGAGGAGGCUUUGGCACCGUUUACCUUGGAUACGUCGAUGGGAUGAACUCGGAGGUGGCCGUCAAGCGGGUGUCGACGGACAAGCAGGAAGACACCAACCGGGGAGAGAAGGAGUUCGUGGCGGAGGUGAACACGAUCAGCAAGCUGCCGCACCGGAACCUUGUGAAGCUGAUCGGCUGGUGCCACAAGAAGGGCGACCUACUCCUCGUCUACGAGUACUUCCCCAUGGGCAGCCUGGACAAGCUCCUUUACGCCAGAGAAAGGACCGCGUUGUUGUCGUCACGGAUGACCACCCAAAAGCUUACCUGGGAACGGCGGUACAGGAUCAUCUGCGGCGUAGCAUCGGCGCUGGACUACCUGCACCACG
Molecule: messenger RNA, 1375 nt
Organism: Triticum dicoccoides
Lineage: Eukaryota; Viridiplantae; Streptophyta; Magnoliopsida; Poales; Poaceae
Product: probable L-type lectin-domain containing receptor kinase S.5
Exons: 2
Biological process (GO): protein phosphorylation
Molecular function (GO): ATP binding; carbohydrate binding; protein kinase activity
Source: RefSeq, a predicted model, not a curated record